AUGCCCUGUAUAAAUUGAAAACCUACAAUGUAUACAGUAAGUCAGUGUGUAUUAGUACUUGUCCAUUUAAUCUUUGAUUCAUUUUUUAUUCAAAGAGCAUGUACUGUACAUUCUUAUAUUAAUAUAAAUACAUAAACUCGCGUCACGUCUUCUCAUUGGUUCUUAUCAAGUCUUCGGAGACGUAACUUCCGCUCUAGUCCAGACAGGGAGGCGGGGCGCUGAAAUGACAUUCGGCCCCACCAACCAAAGCGUAUUUCCCGAAGCUCUGUCGUUUAGCAGCAAUAAAGCGCUCUUUACAUCCGUCCAGGAGCAAGGAGGCAUACAUUAAGCCGUACAGGUGGCAGACCACCUUUCGGGAAAAUGGCGGCGGGUAACGUCAACCCGUUUAACGUGAGUGAUUCUGAGGAGGAAGCGGAGCAGAGGCAGGAUGGCGCUAACGCCGAGCGCAGCCCGAGCGAUGAAGCGCCAGGCCACAGCCUAGGUCCCUUCUCCCCGUCAGCGUACUCCGAACCGGCCGCUUCGUUAUCCAGCAACCGAACCAGCCCGAGUGUUGACGGAAUACCCGCAUCGGCGGCUGCGGUGGCCGGUAUCGGAGGCGCGGAGACGCGGGUGUCGUUAGAUGCGAUCGCAGCGCAGCUUCUCCGGGAUCAGUACAUCCUCACGGCCCUGGAAAUGCACACCGAGCUCCUUGAGGCUGGACGGGAGCUGCCUCGGCUGCGGGAUUAUUUCUCCAAUCCAGGCAACUUCGAAAGGCAGAGCGGAACUCCACCCGCAUGCAAGGAUCAAGGAGUCGGUCCUGGGGGUCCACUUCCUGCACAGGUGCAGGAUAGAAAAAGGAGGAAAAAAGAUGGUGUUCCCACGAGGGAUCGUGCUGGCAGCAUCAGUACAUUGGACUCCUUGGAUUUCGCACGGUAUUCAGAUGAUGGCAACAGGGAGUCCGAUGAAAGGGUGGCAGUUCUGGAGUUUGAACUACGGAAAGCCAAGGAGAACAUUCAGGCUCUGCGUGCCAACUUGACACAGGCUGCAGAAUGUGAGAUACCUUCUCAAGAGAGAAAAAACUACAAAUCAAGUCCUGAAAUUCAGGAACCUAUCCGCCCUCUUGAAAAGAGAGCCUUAAACUUUUUAGUAAAUGAAUAUUUAUUGAAAAUCGAAUAUAAAUUAACCGCCAUCACAUUUUCUGAUGAAAAUGAUGAUCAGGAUUUUGAGUUAUGGGAUGAUGUGGGUCUAAACAUUCCCAAACCGCCAGGCCUGCUCCAGCUCUAUAGGAACUCUGGAAACAGUCUGCCGUUGCACCGAGAUACCGUGGAUGUGGCGGUCGGUGUGGAUCCAAGAGAUUUGCCCGGAGAUUGCUGUAUCCAGGAACCUGUACAGCAAACUGAUAUCAUUCAGAGACAGCAGCAACAGGAAGUGGUCCAGGAGCUGGAAUAUCAGAUUAGUUUGCUUAACAGUGAGAAACAGAGUCUGGCUGAACAGAUUAAGAAACUCCAGAGUGAUAUUCAGGCUCUUCAGUGGAACGUCUCAUCAGAUCCCACAGCCACAGUUAAGUCUGCUCAGUGUAAAGAAGACCCUCAGCUGGAUAAGACUCCUCUAGACAAUGGACAGUAUUUGGACAUACGGGGGGUCACAGAUGCAGACGAUACCCUAACCACUACAAAGACCUUAACUUCUACAACAACCACUACUGAUUGUACUGAUGGCACAACUACUGCAACACCACCUCACAACAAACUCAAGUUUAACACACAAGUGAAAGGCUCGGUGCAGUUUGAUCAGCCCAACAGGAAGCUGCCUCCGGCCUUCCACCAAGCUCUUUUGUCCUUCUGUCGAAUGUCUGCUGACAGUAGGCUGGGCUCUGAAGUGUCUCGAAUCGCUGACGGUGAACAAAGUGUUCUGCUAAUGCUGGGCCGCUGUCUUCCACACAUCGUACCCAACGUCCUGCUGGCCAAACGAGAGAGAAUGAUUGCACACCUCUGCCAGGAGCUGAUACCUCUCAUCUUGUGCACGGCUUGUCUGCAUCCAGAACCUAAAGAAAGAGACCAGCUGCUUCACAUCCUCUUUAAUCUUAUCAAGAGACCUGACGAUGAGCAGAGGCAGAUGAUCCUUACUGGGUGUGUUGCUUUUGCCCGUCACGUGGGUCCCACCCGGGUGGAGGCCGAACUUCUGCCACAGUGCUGGGAACAGAUAAACCACAAGUAUCCUGAGAGAAGACUUCUGGUGGCGGAAGCGUGCGGAGCCCUGGCCCCUUAUUUACCCGUAAGAGACGCCGUUUCUUUAAAAACUUUUCAAACCAGGACACACCAGAAGGAGAUAAGAAGCUCCCUGGUUCUGUCCAUGCUCCAGCAGAUGUUGGCAGAAGAUAAAGCCGAUAUGGUCCGAGAGGCCGUUGUGAAAAGUUUAGGCGUCAUCAUGGGCUACAUAGAUGAUUCAGAUAAAUACUCCCAGGGUUUUGAGCUGAUGCUUCUGUCUUUGGGUGACCCGUCGGAGAGGGUGGUCAGCGCCACCCACCAAGUCUUUAUUCCUGCCUUUGCCGCCUGGUGCACAGAACUGGGUAACCUACAGUCCCAGCUCAUCCCCUCUCUCCUCACGCGCAUCGAGAAACUGCUCAAGGGUGAAUAUGGUUUAGAUGAACACAAACUGCAUAUGUAUCUGUCGGCGCUUCAGUCUAUCAUCCCUUCUCUGUUUGCGAUGCUCCUGCAAAACGCCCCGUUCACCAGCCGAGCCAAACUGCAGGGCGACAUUCCUCCUAUCGAGGUGACCCGGUUCCCGCGGCCGGCCUCUCCUUUGCAGGACGUGGCCACCAUCGUGGGCAGCCGUGAACAGUUGGCAGUUCUGCUGCAGUUAUAUGAUCAUCAACUCCAGCAUGAAGGAACUACAGGAUGGGACAGUUUGCUUUGGGUGGUCAACCAGUUUUUACCACAGAUAAUAGAGAUUGUUGGACGCAUCAAUGUCACUUCAUCCACCUGUGUGCACGAAUUCUCCAGAUUCUUUUGGAGAUUUUGUCGAUCGUUCGGGAAAAUAUUCACCAACACCAAGGUAAAACCUCAAUUCCAAGAAAUCCUGCGGCUAUCUGAGGAGAAUGUGGACGCCACAGCAGGAAAUGGCAUUCUUACCAAGGCUACAGUGCCCAUCUAUGCAACCGGAGUCCUGACGUGCUACAAUCAGGACGAGGACCGUAAACUUCUGGUGGGCUUUUUAGAGGAUGUCAUGACCACACUUUCUCUUUCCCAUGCUCCCCUUGACAGUCUGAAGGCUUCAUUUGUAGAGCUGGGGGCAAACCCAGCGUAUCAUGAGCUGCUACUGACAGUGUUGUGGUAUGGAGUGGUCCACACAUCUGCUCUGGUGCGCUGCACCGCUGCUCGCAUGUUUGAGCUGGUUCUUCGAGGCAUGAGCGAAGCCUUAAUUGACAAGCGAGUAGCUCCAGCCCUUAUUACCUUGUGCAGUGGUCCUGAAUUUUCAGUGAGGAUAUCCACAAUACCUGCCUUUGGAACAAUCAUGGAAACCGUAACGCAAAAAGAGUUGCUAGAGAGAGUGAAAAUGCAGCUGGCCUCGUUUCUGGAAGAUCCCCAGUAUCAGGACCAGCAUUCUUUGCACAUGGAAAUUAUCAAAACGUUUGGAAGAGUGGGACCCAACGCAGAGCCCCGCUUCAGAGAUGAAUUUGUUCUUCCUCAUUUGCACAAACUUGCUCUAUGUAAUAACCAGCAGACGGUGGAGAGUAAGAGAAUUGACAUUGCAACUCAACUGUUUGAGGCUUACAGCGCCUUAUCCUGCUGUUUUAUUUCUGAAGAGCUGAUGGUGAAUCAUUUCCUCCCUGGUCUGAGAUGUUUGAGGGCUGAUAUGGAGCAGCUUUCUCCAGAACACGAGGUUAUUCUGAGUUCCAUGAUAAAGGAAUGUGAAAUAAAGGUGGAGAACAAAGGCAUCGGAGAGGCACAAGGGUCCAUUUCUAUUGCGGCCAGUCUGGUGGGCGAGGACGCAAAGACCAAGUUUCUAAGUAAGAUGGGCCAGCUGACGACCUCGGGUGCCAUGCUAGCUAACGUUUUCCAGAGAAAGAAAUGAGAGCAGCUCCUGUGUUUCCCACGAUCCUGUCUGGGAUCUUCUACUUGAAGUCAAUCGUCUGCCUUUGUUUUAUUCGUCUUUGAAUUAAUAUAUUUUAACAUAUUUAUGUCUUAAAAAUGUAUUCCAGCCUCCAAAGAAAUUUGCACUCAUCUUUCUUUUAUUCCCUUCUUUACAUCACUACACAUUCUUUCUUUUUCGAAAAUGUGAAAUUUGAAAUGAAAUCAAAAGAAUUUCUUCCUUGUCUUGUUGUCUCUAUCUGUUGCUGUGUCUCUGGAGAAUAUUUUCUAUAAGUGUUUGGGGUUUUGUUUCUCUUGUUUUGGAUACGUUCCAAUCGUAAAUAACUGUAAAAUACAUUGAAUCAAGAGAACCGCACCUGAUAUCAUGUAUAUUUGAAAUCCGUGUCAUACGAUAAUAAAAAGCGAAGACCACUUGUGUACUUAUGUAAA
Triplophysa dalaica is the source of this 4499-nucleotide messenger RNA. It is a transcript of the gene relch, whose product is annotated as RAB11 binding and LisH domain, coiled-coil and HEAT repeat containing. NCBI's taxonomy places the organism in Eukaryota, Metazoa, Chordata, Actinopteri, Cypriniformes, Nemacheilidae. The record is from RefSeq and is a predicted model, not a curated record. The coding region runs from base 361 to 4053 and encodes 1230 amino acids. Gene Ontology annotation, biological process: intracellular cholesterol transport. The transcript has 31 exons. Gene Ontology annotation, molecular function: protein binding. Gene Ontology annotation, cellular component: trans-Golgi network; recycling endosome.